Aphis gossypii (cotton aphid) is the source of this 1447-nucleotide messenger RNA. RefSeq names its product trypsin II-P29-like. The record is from RefSeq and is a predicted model, not a curated record. NCBI's taxonomy places the organism in Eukaryota, Metazoa, Arthropoda, Insecta, Hemiptera, Aphididae. Gene Ontology annotation, molecular function: serine-type endopeptidase activity. The coding region runs from base 176 to 1300 and encodes 374 amino acids. The transcript is spliced from 7 exons. Gene Ontology annotation, biological process: proteolysis.
CCGUAUUAUCGUCCCGAUGACACGAGCGCUCGUCACUCGUGUAUACGUUUCCGAAGAGCCCGCAUUAUGAACGCUAUAUUAUAAUGCAGCUCUAAUGCUCGACAAAACACAAUAUCAUCGUUCCUGAGAAGAAAACGUCGAACCGUAGCCGUACCUAUUUUAUAUUGUACUAAAAAUGUUAUUAUUGAAAAAUGCCGACGUUUACUUGUUACCUCUGUGCGGUUUGCUCGCCUUUGGUGUUUGCGCGACCGCGGCAGGUCAACUGGUGCGGAUUAAACUCGAAAAAGACAUCACGAGAAGGAAUGAUGAACUAUGCCCACACAACACAGAAUGCGUUUCAGGGUUCGAAUUUUGUGACGUAAAUUUGGAGCCAGAAAAACGACUAAAAUGUGGUCGGGGAAAUGAAUUAUCGAUGAGCUUUUGCUGCCCUAUAGACAAAGUUAUUCAUCAAAAAAGAGAAAAAAGAAUGACUAAUGAUGAUGAUGAAUCAGACUUAGACAAGGUUUUAGAUAGAGCAGCACCAGAGCCCAUUAAGCCGUUGCCAGAAGAGCUUGAAUGUGGUCAAAAUACUAAGUCUAUAUCCAAAAUUAUGAAUGUGCAAAAUGCUAAAGCUAGUGAUUGGCCAUGGAUGGCUGUGUUUUUAGAGACGACAAACUAUAUGAAUUUCUGCGGUGGAGUAUUACUUAAUCGGCGAUUUGUGUUGACUGCUGCCCAUUGUUUUAAAAAAUUUACGAAACAAGAUUUUGUUGUUAGACUCGGAGAAUACGAUUUCACAUCUAAUAACGAGACGCAAUACAUUGACUACAGAGUGACAGAUAUUAGAGUUCAUCCAGACUAUGAUCAGGCUACGCACGCCAAUGACAUCGCCAUAGUGAAGUUGAAAAGACCUACAAUUUAUAAUUCAUUUAUUCGACCUAUUUGUUUACCUAAAACAAAUAUGGAAGUGUACAAAAAAAAUGCCGUUGUGGCUGGUUGGGGCCAAACAGUAUUCGGUGGUGAAGUCAGUAACAUUCUUCAAGAAGUAGCUAUACCGAUUUGGGAACACGACGAGUGCGUUUCAGCUUUUUCACAACCAAUUUUCAAAACAAAUCUUUGUGCUGCGUCGUACGAAGGAGGCAAAGAUUCCUGUUUAGGUGAUUCGGGCGGUCCACUAUUGAUACAAAGACAAGACGGAAAAUGGACUAAUGUUGGAGUAGUGUCUUGGGGAAUUAGUUGUGGAGAAAUGGGCAUACCCGGCGUUUAUACCAAAGUAACUUCAUACCUCAAAUGGAUAGCCGUGAACGCACAAGAUAUCAUUUAAAAAUUGAGUCCUGUUAUUUCAUUAGGAACAUUUUUUAAAUUUAUUUAAACACUUUUAAUCAUCGAUCUAUAAUUAGCCAUGACAUUUUUAUCAAAACAACUACCUAAAUACUAAUUUAAAUAAAAAUGAUAUAUUAUAAAAUGUGAA